This is a messenger RNA of Magnusiomyces paraingens, 558 nucleotides long. RefSeq lists its product as uncharacterized. Lineage: Eukaryota; Fungi; Ascomycota; Dipodascomycetes; Dipodascales; Dipodascaceae. The transcript has a single exon. The coding region runs from base 1 to 558 and encodes 185 amino acids. The record is from RefSeq and is a predicted model, not a curated record.
AUGGAGGAAACUGAACAGUUUGGUUUGGUUACUCCGGUUCAAGAUUACGAAACAAUUAACUUUUUUGAUGAUGAUGAAUCUGUUUCUGGAAAUGAUCGUUAUACUUUUCAAACAGUUAGACCACGGCGUUCACAAACAAACAAAUCUCAAAAUAUCGACUCUAGCGAUGAAAAGAUUUUGAAUAUGCCGCCUCCAAGUAAUUUUUCGCCGUUAAAGAUCUCUCGAAACCAACAGCCUCAUGAAGCCACUGUUCUCUGCAAUCCUCCAGACCCAAGUUUAACGGAUCGCGAAGUUGUAGGCUAUUAUUUUUCACAGAUUUUUAGUGAAGAAAUCUUUCAAAUGCUUGUACAUCACACCAACGUUAACGCUCAUCUCACUGCAUCAAAAGAUUCAUGGGUUCCAGUCACAAAAGGAGAGAUUAAAAUAUGGUUAGGAAUCGUUAUUUACAUGGGAGUUUUUCGUCUUAAGAACGAUAAUUUGUUUUGGAACACAUCCAAAGAAAUGCCCAGACAUGAUGUUUGUAAAUACAUGUCACGAAAUCGUUUCGAUGAAAUUUAG